This is a messenger RNA of Dioscorea cayenensis subsp. rotundata (Guinea yam), 2239 nucleotides long. RefSeq names its product protein SCARECROW 1. Lineage: Eukaryota; Viridiplantae; Streptophyta; Magnoliopsida; Dioscoreales; Dioscoreaceae. Gene Ontology annotation, molecular function: sequence-specific DNA binding; DNA-binding transcription factor activity. The coding region runs from base 241 to 2052 and encodes 603 amino acids. The record is from RefSeq and is a predicted model, not a curated record. The transcript has 2 exons. Gene Ontology annotation, biological process: bundle sheath cell fate specification; radial pattern formation; maintenance of protein location in nucleus. Gene Ontology annotation, cellular component: nucleus.
GCAACUAGUAUAUGAAAAGCCAAUUCGCUUUCCCCAAUCUCGAACAGCGAACCGCGCGUAUCUCUUCUCUUCCAGCACCAAGACAUUCAGACACUCCCACACUGUCACUCCAUAGUCCAUCCUCUUCCUCUUGUCAAUGUUGUCAUCCCUCCUUCUCCUUCUCCUUCUCCUUCUCCCAAUGCACUACCAUCUCUUCUCCUCCAUCUCUUCUUCUUCUCAUCUUCUUUCUUGUCUUUUCUAAUGGCCCUCUUCUCCGACUCCCCUCCUUUCCCCUUCCCUCCUCCUCCUCCUCCUACUAAUACUCCUCCCAACCCUCUUCUCAACCUUCUCUUUCUUGACAACCAUCAUCAUUCUCUUCCUUCUUCUUCUUCUUCAAUGGCUCGCAAGCGUCCAGCUUCCGACCUUGACCUCCAUGAUACUCCUCGUCCAACUCGUCCUCGUCUUCCUGACCCUCUCCCACCUCCUCCUCCUCCACCACCUCCUCAAGUUUGUGGCUUUUCCGGCCUCCCUCUCUUCCCUUCCGACCUAGACUCUACAACCACUUCCACUCCUUUCCCAUCCCUUCCUCCACCUUCUCAAGACGACUCCCCUCCAAGCUCCACCAUCUGGAUCGACACCUUCAUUCGCGACCUUCUCGGCAGCUCCGCCGCCGCCGACGUCUCCAUCCCUCAACUCAUCCAAAACGUCCGUGACAUCGUCCAUCCUUGCAACCCAUCUCUCGCUUCCGCUCUCGAACUCCGUCUUCUCUCUCUUUCCUCCCCUCUUCGUCCUCGUUCCGACCUCCCUUCCUCUUCCUCCCCUGCUCCUCCUCCUCCUCCCCCACCACCUCGCCCUUCCGACGAUCAACCUCCAACUCUCCCCCCUAAAGACCACCACCGCGAAGAACUCCGUCAACGCAAACGCGACGAAGAAGGCCUUCACAUCCUCACUCUUCUUCUCCAAUGCGCUGAAGCCGUCGCCGCUGAUAAUCUCGAAGAAGCCAACCGUCUUCUUCUUGAAAUCUCCGAACUCGCCACUCCAUUCGGUACUUCCGCUCAACGCGUCGCCGCCUACUUCUCCGAAGCCAUGUCCGCUCGUCUCGUCAGCUCUUGCCUCGGCAUCUACGCUCCUUUACCACCUUCUCUCGCUCCAUUCCAGCGCCACCGUCUCGCCUCCGCCUUCCAACUCUUCAACGGCAUCAGCCCUUUCGUCAAGUUCUCCCAUUUCACCGCCAACCAAGCCAUUCAAGAAGCCUUCGAACGUGAAGACCGUGUGCACAUCAUCGAUCUCGACAUCAUGCAAGGUCUUCAAUGGCCGGCUCUUUUCAACAUCCUCGCUACACGUCCCGGCGGUCCACCCCGUGUUCGUCUCACCGGUCUCGGCUCUUCUCUCGACUCCCUCGAAGCCACGGGGAAAUGCCUUUCUGACUUUGCCGAUAGUCUCGGCCUCUCCUUCGAGUUCCACGCCGUUGCCGACAAAGUCGGCAACUUAGACCCUGACCGUCUCGGCGUUAGCCGCCGGGAAGCCGUCGCCGUUCACUGGCUUCAUCAUUCUCUUUAUGAUGUCACCGGUUCUGACACCAACACGCUUUGGCUUCUCCAAAGGUUAGCACCAAAGGUAGUGACAAUGGUGGAACAAGAUCUAAGUCAAGCAGGGCCAUUCCUGGCGAGGUUCGUAGAAGCUAUCCACUAUUACUCGGCGUUGUUUGACUCACUAGGAGCGAGUUAUGGUGAAGAUAGCCAUGAACGGCAUGUGGUUGAGCAGCAGGUACUUUCCCGGGAGAUUAGGAACGUGUUGGCAGUGGGUGGGCCGGCACGGACCGGUGAAGUUAAGUUUGGGAACUGGCGGGAGAAGUUGAGCCAAUCUGGGUUCCGUGGUGUGUCUUUAGCUGGGAACGCGGCUGUUCAGGCUAACCUUUUAUUGGGUAUGUUCCCUUGUGAAGGGUAUACCCUUGUUGAAGAGAAUGGUACGUUGAAGCUUGGUUGGAAGGACCUUUGUUUGCUCACAGCUUCAGCAUGGCGUCCAAUAAGUCACAGUAACAAUAAUACUGGGAUUCUGGGAAUGAAUCGUUAGUUAAGCUUCUUUGUUUGUGUUUAUUUUUGGGGUUUUAUUAUAAAAGAGAAGUGAUAUUUUUGGUUGGUAUAUGUGGUCCUUGGAAUGGGUAAUGGGAAUGGAAUGUGUUUGGGUUGGUGAAAGGAGGAGGGAAAGAAGGAAAAGGGUUAAUAAGGGAGAAGGGGUAGUGGGUUUUAUUAGAGGGGGG